AUGUCGCGCUAUGACGACUAUCACUCAUCCACCGGGACCGUCGACACCCACGACCGCUACGAGCGCCGUCGGUCUCGAGGCCCACCGGUGGUUGAUAGACCCCGCCAGGUCGAGGAAGAGCGCUUCGAGUUUCGCAUGCGCGAGGAAGACCGAUAUGGCCCUCCUGCCCGCGCUGCCGGCCGAUACUAUGAAGAUGAGCACCUGUCUCAAGCAUCUGGCCCCCUUGUGGCGCAUGACCGGCGCCGUCGCCGCGACGAGAGUCCCUCGUUCGCACCGCCCCGUUUGAUUAGGCGGCAGUCGUCCCUCGACACUUUCGAUCGCAUCCCUCGUCGUAAGAUGGAGUCUCUUGAGGCUCGCGAUCGUCCCCGCGGCAUGCCUCGUGUGCCUCAUCCGCCACCCCCGCCGCGGGCCUCGCCCGGUCGUUAUCGCGAGCGCGAGGUAUAUGAGGACAUUCGUAUCGCGGAGCCGGAUUACUACGGUGAUGAGGAGUAUCGUGAAUUCCGAGAGCGUGCCGGUAUGGAUCAUCGUCGGCGUCGCUCGAGCAGCGCUACUCGCUCUCGUCGGGAGGAGAAGCCCUACCCGCGCAAGGGAAAGACUCGCAUCCCCCGGAAGUGGGUGCAUGUCCACGCUAUCCUGGACUUGGGGUAUCCGUUCACAGAGGAGGAUGAUGUCAUUGUCAUUAAGAAGGCGCUAUCCAAAGACCAAAUCGACGAAGUCAUCAGCCUCAGCAGAGAGUUCCGACGACCCGCCGAACAUGUGGAGACCGAUUACCUGCGUAUUCCCCGAUCCCCGGUUCGUGCUAUUCCUCGCGAGCGUGUCACUACGGAGCAUCUGGUUGUCGAUGCCCGCUCGCCUCGUCACGAUACAUAUCUCAUUGAAGCAUCACCACGCCACCACCACCAUGGUUACGAAGAAGUCGAGUAUGACCAGUACAUCCAGCGAUCACAACUUGGAGGCAUCACUCGUCCGCGGUCAGUGUCCGUUAAUACACAUGGACGACACUCAUCUCCCCUACGACUGAUCGAGCCCCGGGGCUACGUCGAGGAGCGUGUUGAAGCGCGACCGCGUAAUUCUGGCCAAUUGGUUUUGGUGCGCCCACGCAGCAGCCACCAUGAAGUUGAUGACUACGUUCGUGAUUUAGAAGAGGAGGCCCGACUGUUGCGAAUCGAGCGACAGGGUGGAUAUGAAGUUACGCGGGAUCGUGAGACAGAUGUCAUUGACAGCAAAGGGAAUGAGACAGAGAUCCAUGAAGUUCGACGGACAGAGCGCAAAGAACCCAGCGCUGGAGUAAUGCGGGCGAUGCUGGCCACCUUGACUUGA
This is a messenger RNA of Penicillium daleae, 1320 nucleotides long. RefSeq lists its product as uncharacterized. The record is from RefSeq and is a predicted model, not a curated record. The coding region runs from base 1 to 1320 and encodes 439 amino acids. The transcript has 4 exons. NCBI's taxonomy places the organism in Eukaryota, Fungi, Ascomycota, Eurotiomycetes, Eurotiales, Aspergillaceae.